AUGAGACGGAGCCAACGGUACCACACCAAGAGCGGGCUUGCUCCAAAUGGAUGGAGCCUUCCCGGCUCUUUUGCAAGGUGGCACCACGGGCAGGACAAGGGUGACCAGCUCCGAAAAGGAACGGGGAAGGCGGGCGAACGAACGAUCGGGAAAGGCAGGCGUGGGAAGCCGGAAAGGGCCAGGAAGAGGAGGAGGACCAACCACGCUAACUCAAUUUCUGGUAGUCCGUGA
Neurospora tetrasperma FGSC 2508 is the source of this 231-nucleotide messenger RNA. RefSeq lists its product as uncharacterized. The transcript is spliced from 4 exons. The record is from RefSeq and is a predicted model, not a curated record. The coding region runs from base 1 to 231 and encodes 76 amino acids. Lineage: Eukaryota; Fungi; Ascomycota; Sordariomycetes; Sordariales; Sordariaceae.